AACUGUGUCUCUAUGUGGUACCACUAGGCAACCGUGGGCGCAUCACUGGAUAUGCAAAAGUGCGCAGGAGCCGAGCAAAGAAAUCGAAGCAAAAAAAAGGGACGUAAGCAGCCAAAAGGAGCAUCUGUUGGAUCUUUGUAUCAGUGGAACAAUGAGAAACCCGUCGAUGUUCCCAUAAGAAGGAAAGGAAAAGCUGCAGGAAAAGAACCCUGGCGAUCGAGCCUCCAAAAAUGACGACAGCGGGACGGUGAUAUUCUUCUUCUUCUUCUUUUUCUUCUUCUUCUUCUCCUUCUCAUCAAGCUCUAUAUUUAUUUUUUUAUUUUUAUUUUUUUUUACCAUAUGCCUGGAGUUUAUCUCAUGUGCGCGCAGAGCACAAAGGAAAGGACUGGGAAACCGAAUUAUCUCCAACGCAGUCGCCAGUGCGCGCAGGGAGGUUUCGUUUAAUUGAAUCGAAUGAUUACGCAGAGACGUUUAUAUUAUUUGUGUUUUACAGAGCGCAGGGAGAGAGGGGGGAUUUAAGUUUCCAAUGAAAACUUACUGCGAGUGCGGCUCCUGAGCAAGUCGGUUAAAGCCUCAGCUUUCUAGGGGGAGAGAGAUGAGUGAUUCACGACGCAGUAACUGAUAAAGCUGUAAAACCUGGACUGCGACUGGCGCGUUUGGAUACCUCAUCCUUGAGAGUCUCUACUUACUUGAUUUUUAUUUGUUUAUUUCUGAUGGCUUCUUGUCAAGUCAUGUAUUAUUAAGAUUUCAUGGCUAUAGAGAGUAGCAACAGUGGUGUGUGGAGAAAGAGGACAGUAGAAGUCUAACAGGAGGGGUAAAGACAUCAUACUUUUCCAAACAGGAGAUAUUGCGCACGGCUGCAGCAACUACCAGACUUUUUUUUUCUUUUUUUUUUUUCUUUUUGAGGAACACUGAAUCCUUUAGUAUUUCUUUCUGUCAUCGUAGUAUGUCUGCACUUCGAAAGAAAUUUGGGGACGAUUAUCAGGUAGUGACCACCUCCUCCAGCGGGUCCGGAUUCAAUCAGCCUCCCCCAGAGAAAAAGAAGAAGAGGCAACGCUUUGUGGACAAGAACGGACGUUGCAACGUCCAGCAUGGGAACCUGGGCGGUGAGACUAGCAGGUACCUCUCGGACUUGUUCACCACGCUGGUAGACUUGAAAUGGCGCUGGAAUUUGUUCAUCUUCAUCCUCACCUACACGGUGGCUUGGCUCUUCAUGGCCUCCAUGUGGUGGCUCAUCGCCUACAUCAGAGGAGACCUCAACAAAGCGCACAACGACAAGUACACUCCGUGUGUGGCCAACGUGUACAACUUUCCCUCUGCCUUCCUGUUCUUCAUAGAGACCGAGGCCACUAUAGGCUACGGCUACAGAUACAUUACAGACAAAUGCCCCGAGGGGAUCAUUCUGUUUCUGUUCCAGUCCAUCCUGGGAUCGAUCGUCGACGCGUUCCUGAUCGGCUGCAUGUUCAUCAAGAUGUCUCAGCCCAAGAAGAGGGCAGAGACGCUGAUGUUCAGCGAGCAUGCGGCGAUCUCCAUGCGUGAUGGGAAACUCACUCUCAUGUUCAGGGUGGGAAACUUGCGUAACAGCCAUAUGGUCUCUGCACAGAUCCGCUGCAAAUUGCUCAAAUCUCGUCAGACUCCUGAGGGCGAGUUUCUUCCACUGGAUCAGCUGGAGCUGGACGUAGGUUUCAGCACUGGGGCUGACCAGCUCUUCCUCGUCUCGCCACUCACGAUCUGCCAUGUGAUCGACACCAAAAGCCCCUUUUAUGACCUCUCACAAAGGUCCAUGCAAACGGAGCAGUUUGAAAUCGUGGUGAUACUAGAAGGCAUCGUGGAGACCACAGGGAUGACCUGCCAGGCAAGGACGUCGUACACGGAGGACGAGGUUCUCUGGGGACACCGGUUCUUUCCUGUCAUCUCCUUGGAGGAGGGCUUCUUCAAGGUGGACUACUCUCAGUUUCAUGCCACGUUCGAGGUGCCUACUCCUCCUUACAGCGUGAAAGAGCAGGAGGAGGCCCUCCUUCUGUCCUCGCCCCUCAUGGCGCCCUCCCUGUGCAACAGUGGGGAGAAAAACAGCUCCCUGGACUGCCUGGAGACACUGGAGGACAAUGACAGCACCACCAAGCUGCCUACCAAGCUGCAGAAGAUCACGGGCCGGGACGGUCUGCCCAAGAAGCUGCUGAGGAUGAGCUCCACCACCUCAGAGAUGACUUACAGCUUCGGAGACCUGCCCAUGAAGCUGCAGCGAAUCAGUUCAGUCCCCGGCGUCUCUGAUGACAAACAGGCUGGGAAGGCCUCCAAGAUCAGCACAGAGCCCAUCAGUAAGUCGGUGGCGGACUUGCCCCCGAAGCUGCAGCGACUAGCUGGGGGAGGAGGCGGGAGGAUGGACGGACACUUGCCACCUAAACUUAGGAAAAUGAACUCGGAUCGCUUUACAUAAGAGCACACAACCAAUUUUAACUCCUGCUAUCUCCUUUUUUUUUUUUUUUCUGAACCUGAAAUCCUUGUACUAUUCCGUAUUUAUUAACGGACAAUAUUCUUAUAUUAAAGGAGCUGUAGAAUACGUGCACAAAUACCUUAUAUAAAGUAGGGGGAUGGAAAUGAGCACAUUUGUCCCUGGAUGUAAGUGUUCUUGCUCUAAUGAAAGACCUCAGAUUUAUUUAUUUUUCUUUCUCUUUUUUUUCCUCUUUUUUUUUCUUUUUUAGGAUGAUGUACAAUUAGCACAAUCUGGCAUGUAAGAAGCGACGCAUGUAGAACCGAAUCUCAGUUUCUGGCAUGACAAUUUGUUGAUUUCACAAAACAAAAAGACCAAAAAAAAAACAAAAAAACAAUUUCAUUAGUGAAUUUACAGACAGUGGACAAUUGCACAAAGCCAUAUGAUUUACACCACUGAAAACUUACAUUACACUGGUUCUAAUCUGUAGUGAAGAAAGGCACAUGUUUGUUUUGAGUUGAUUGCUUUUGUUGUUUACUGUAAAAUUGUGGCAAUGUUACGUUGGUUGCAUGCUCCUCUUACUGACUUAGCUAUACAAAGGUAAUAGACAAAGAUGUUUAGCCUUAACUAUAUUACCUUGUUCCCAUUUCCAUGUUUGUUCACAGCUGUAUUUUUUGGUAUUUCAUAUACAGACUAUUUUACCAUGUGCGCUUUAAAGAUUUUAUCUGAUUGAAUACAGAAAGUGCUACUAGAUGAUGCAUACUAUAUUUACAAAUGCGUUAUUAGCGUCAGUAAAACUGGGCACAACGAUACGCAAUUUUCACUUGCUUAUUAAUGUAACACUUAAGUUGAAAUACUCUAUAGCUGUAACCGAUAAGCACAAAACAAUCAUAUAAAUCCUUAAGAUGUUAGAAAGCCUUUCUUAUCUCAUUAUAUACCAAAAUGCAAUCUUCAGUAAGCCAGUGCCGCUUUAACAAGGGCACCACUAGAUUUUCAACUUACGUGUUACUGGUUAGAUUUGGUGGGCCUGUAAAAAAAAAAAAAAAAAAAUUGAAAUAAUCUUUGUUUUAAGGGACCAUAAUAUUCCUCCUUUGUGAUGAAAGCAAUAAUAUUAUAAAAACUACAACCUACAGCCACAGGGUCUACCACACCCCCUAUGAUUGUUUUGUUUACUUGAUCUGUGCCAUGAAAUCUGAUUUUCUCUAAAUGCAUCAAAGACAUUGUAUGAUAACUGAUCUAUUCAGGAAUAAAGAUCUAACGUAACUAUUUAGUAUCUUGGUACUUGGUGGAUUAUAUUUGGUGCGUUGCACGUUUUAUGAACGCCUUACUGCCGGCUGAUUACAAGAGGUAAUAAUCAGAAAUUCAAAAAAUAUACAUAUUCAUGUACUUAUAUGACCUGUUUGCAGCUCACAGCAUUUAUUUAUUUAUUUAUUUUUUUGUGGUCUCUAACAGAUUUUCUUCCAGGAUUUAGCUCCAUCCAUCUUCCCAUACACUCAGACCAGCUUUCAUGUCCCUCCUGAAGGAAAAAAGACACAGAACAAUGCGGCCACUAUGCCCGUUAAACACUCCAUGUGUUCAAGGUUAUACGCAUUACUAUUUUUCAGUCACAAAUCCAUUACCAAAAUGCAAAAACCUCUUAUCUGCAGCAUUGUCUGAUUGGUGGAUAUAACUUGGAGGACCAAGUUAUAAUUGCACUCUGCUUCAGUCUUAUCCAUGAAAAUCCCUCUCAUUGUUGGGACAAAAUAGUCACCUGAUUAAAAAACUACUAUCAGGCUUACUGGGAAGACGUUGGAGCAAAAUAAGAACCAUUUUUCUGAUAGAAAAUCUUGCAAUUUGAUCAUCAAUUUAGCAUUGUACAAGUAGCCCUAAAAGUUUUUUUUUUUUUUUUAUUCAUCUCUCACCUAACUCUUCUUGUUAGCUGCUUCUCCAAUUAAUACUCUCAAUACCCUGUGUUUCAAGUUUGGUGGACAGGGAUGUCGUCACUGGUUUGCUGUCGUGUAAACGGUUUACAUUUUUUAAUAACAGACUAAACAGUGCUCUUUAUGAUGUUUAAAGAUUAGGACUUUGUUUUAAAACCUAACCCUGCCGGAAACUUCUCCACAACUUUAUCUCUAACAUGUCUUCACGACACUGUUUAUUCACUAAUAUUUUCUGAACCCUUCACAAUCAGCUGGAUUUAUGGGAUUGAACUGCAACUAAGUGGACUGUCUUUUACGAAUAGGUGAUUUAUCUGUUUAUUUCAUUUACAGUUCGAAGUGAACAUGCCACAUGUCAGCACAAAGAAAGUUCUGAAUGAAAAGGAGUAGUCUGAAGAAAGAAAAUCUUAAUCUAUUUUUGAAGCAGCUGGUUGGACUGUAUUUAUUUUGGAGUAUCAGAGUAACAGAAGUUAAACACAAAUGCAGACUUUUCAUAAUUUUAUUUGUACCAUAAUUUCCGGACUAUAAGCAGCUACUUUUCCCACACACUUUGAAUACUGUUUGGCUUUGUAACAACGUGUUUCAAAAAGAUGGACUGCUGCGUGAUGAAGAGGACAGCACAAGCUCAAGAGAAAGACAAAAGUGACAUUGGCAUGACAAUGAAAGAGAGACUGAGGAAGUGUGUGUGUGUGUGUGUGUGUGUGUUUGUGUUUGUGUAUGAGGCCAGGGAUGUUAUUGGAGGGCAUGCACAAAAACCAUCACUGCACCUCACCCACACAAAUACAACCACAUCCCUAACUCGCAUAAUGUGCGUGGCAUACAAAACCCACACAAUGCACCCGACCCACACAAAUACAGGCCACAUGUGCGCAGUGCAAAUGGCACACAAAAAACAGCAGUGUGGCACCGAGUACAAGACAGUCAGUUCCUGCCCCACACAAACAGGCCACGUGAGCGCGAUGCGCGUGCCGCUCAAAAGCAGCGCAUCUGACCCACACGUACAUACAUCCCCACAUAGACUAUUUGAUACAAAUUACACCAAAUAAUAAAAAUGGAAAACAAAGCCUACCUAUUUUAAGUACGGUAAACUGUCUUCCUGCCAGUUCCCAGGGUCAGUCUUCCGUCUGUGACAUCCAGAGGAGGAGUAGGUGAAGUGAUGACAUGUCUGUUUACUCAUCUUUAGAUAGCUUCACCAUAAAGCCACAUUUAGCUAAUGGAAGAAGCUCCAGCUGCAAAGUAAACAAUAGCAAAUUAACCAAUAAAUGUUUUGCAUGGGAUGUGUGUGCAUUUCCUUGGAGACGCACACAGUUUUACAUACAGGAUAUGAACAUUUUAAUUUUUGGACAAGUUCAGGAGAAUGUUUGGGAAAGCAGGAAAUUAAAUAUGGAUCAAGAGCAUGCAGUGGAAGGCUCCUCUGGAGCAGCAGGCAUUGAUCCUGAUCCUCAGAUCCUGUUUUAGACAUUCAUCUGCUUCAGUGCAGCCAAAUAAAUGAUUGAUUGUACAACUUAAUGACAAGCAGAAGAAGCUAUUCAUUCAUUAAUUCUGGGCAUUUUAAAGCAGAAAACAGGCAGGUCAGUCCCCAGCAAUAGGGUCCCUUAGAGAUCCUAAUAGGAGGGACGUGAUGCAAAAAUGAAGUUGUAGAAACUUCUAUGUUCUUUACAUCACAACAGAGUAGUCCGUCUUAUGUUCAUACCAGUAUCCCAUAUAGCCCAAUAUGACCACAGCAUCAACAAGUGAGGUGCAGCCCACAGACGAUACACAAUCCAAGCUAUAAACACGAUUGCACACUGGCUCAUGUUAAAUGCUUCAAAAAUGUAACUGCUGUAUUUGCACAUUUUAUCACCCAGCUAUGUUCGAGAGAUUUUGGCAUAGGGUGCUGCAGGGAAAAUCUCUUUAAGAAGUCUGGAAUGCAGACAUUUGCAUUCAGAACAUACAGUGGCUGCAAACCCCGAGGAGCAUUUCUAGAAAACUCCACGACUACAGUGAAUGUGUGGAAACCACCUCCGUUUGCAAGAUUGAAUGGCCUGAUAAUGUUCAAGUGUAUUUAUCUAUGAACAAAUAGAGCACGCUUUAGGCUGGAUGGAGAAGGCAGUUAUGAUUUUCUUUUCCUUUUUCUACUUUUUCUUCUACUUGCUGUUUCCUUUUGCUUUCCCUAAUAUUAAAAAAAA
Molecule: messenger RNA, 6515 nt
Organism: Poecilia latipinna (sailfin molly)
Lineage: Eukaryota; Metazoa; Chordata; Actinopteri; Cyprinodontiformes; Poeciliidae
Gene: kcnj3a
Product: potassium inwardly rectifying channel subfamily J member 3a
Exons: 3
Coding region: 947-2437 (496 amino acids)
Biological process (GO): potassium ion import across plasma membrane; regulation of monoatomic ion transmembrane transport
Cellular component (GO): plasma membrane
Molecular function (GO): G-protein activated inward rectifier potassium channel activity
Source: RefSeq, a predicted model, not a curated record